AUGGCUAAAAAUAAAAGGAAAAGGAAACUUAAGGAACAGGACUUCCAGAAGGUGAAGUUUAAGGUUGGAAAGAAACUUAAACCUGCGGAGAAUGCCACAGACUCUUCAUUUAAAUCAAGAGGGAUCUUCGUCCCAGCUCAGCUUCAUACACUCGACAGUGUACCAACAAAUCAAAGGAACCAGACCAUGAAGGUACAUGAAUUUCCACUUUACUUUUCUGGUGUAAGGGUGUACAAUAACGUAAAUCUUACGGGCUCGGUCACAUCUCAUUUCUGACCUAUGGGUGACGUUUAGUUUUGCACGUGGCUGCACAGGUACCCCAAACUCCUCGAGCCUAGUAUGCAGUCGCAUUAUGAACAAAAUGAUUCUGAAAAAGUUUUGAAUUUCCGUAACAUAAACAUUUGCAUAUUUAAGGUGGUGCCAUAAGCUGGGGUGACCUGUGGUGGCCGUUUUUAUAAUUCUGAUAACUACAUGUAAUUUACAAGGAAAUGUCGAGUGGCUUGAGGGGAGAAUUAGCUGUCAGAUCUUGGGAAUAAAGGAUUGAUAAAGGGGAUAGGUUUCCUAAGUAUUAAAGUUCUUAACCUGGUUUAUCCUCUACUCAUUCCAUAGGAUUUACUUGCCCAAGUGGGUCAUUACAGUGUGAACACUAGGCAGCAAGCACUAGGAGGUCUUAAGGAUCUGUUCCAACAUCACGAGAAUCUCCUACAUGAAAAUCUUGGAAUUGUAAUCAAAAGAAUUUGCGAGAAAAUGACUGAUAGUGACCCAUCAGUCCGACAGUCACUUCUCCUGUUACUCUGUUUCAUAUUCCCACUAGUAUCACAAGAAAAGAUGGUACCAUUUGCUGCACUAGUGAUUGCUCAUUUAAGUUGUGCUAUGACGCACAUUUAUGAUGACAUACAACAUGAUUCACUUGGAUUUCUUGAGCUUUGUCUUCGUUAUUUUCCUAAUCUAAUGGUUGGAAGCUCUUCACAGCUGAUUCAAAACUUUGUGGGUAUGAUUUCACGUCAGAACAUUCCAGGUACAAAGCAGUCAAAAGGGCCACAACAUAAAGUUGGAAAAGGACUUGCUGUGAAUCCAAAGGGGAAACUUUCUUCUCUAAGGUCACGUCUCAAAAUUCUACAGCAAUUAUUGGCAUUGUUAAAAGCCCUGGAAUCUUCUUCCAAUUCCAAUCCAUUAUCAUCAGCAAACCUGGUUCAGUUACCAAGUAAAAAACCAACAAUUAAUUUUGACAAGAAAAAGCCAACACGAAUCCAGGUUUUAGAACAUUCCAUUGAAGAACCAACUUUACACUCCUUCACUUUUGAUAGUAGCACAGCAACUACAGCAUUAAACACAGAAAGUAAAAACAAUAUUUUAACUGAUGGACAGAUGGUAAAGGAUUUCAUGGAAGUAAUUGUACCUUUAUUACUGGAAUGUUGGAUAGAGUGUAGUCCUGCUCAAAUGACAACUGCACUACCUAACAGUAUGGUAUCUUCCUCAUCUAUUGAUGUUAUGUUGGCUGUGACAGAAAUUCUUAAAAUUGUCUUCAAAGCAGCCCAGGAAAAACAGACAAACGCUAAAGUCUCUGAAAUACACAAACCUGGAGACAACUUACUGGAUGUUUAUUUCAAAGACAUCAAUCAGCAUUUGCUGAGUUUCUUUCCAUUUUCAGUCUUGGAUACACCAGUGGUGAAGAGGGGGAGGAGAAAGCUAGGAAAGGCUUCUCAGCAAGCUAUGGGUGAGAACUCCAAUGCUCCUGUGCUAACCCUAAACCUGAAAAUUUGCGAAAUCAUGAUGCUCUUUGUAAAGAAUGGCUCUGCUGUGCAGAAGAACUAUCAUACUGUAGUCCACAGGCUGGAAGAGUUUGUCAUUGAAUCACUAGAGUUAAAAGCAUCAGGAGGUGCUACAGGCCAACAGUUUCAGACAGAACAAGUGGAGAGUCUGGUCACAUUUGCUCAUCAGAUUCUUGAAUAUCACUGCAGUUGUAUAAAAAUGGGUAUUGCAAGCAAACCAGGAGAACUUCUUCAUGCAGCAUUCAAUUUGUAUCAGUCAAGUCACAUUAAGUCUGGGACUAAAAGAGUGUUGAUCAAUUUUUUAGCAAGUCUUGUUUUCCAAGAGAACAUGGAUUUUUCUGAGUGAGUUUUUAUUUGGUUAGUUAUUGUAGAUGCCAUUUUUUUCUGACAAAUACAGAUCUAAUUUUCUACUGCUUUAUAUGAAAUAAACAAUAUAUUGACCUGUGGAUUAGGUAAAGGGGGUAAGUUUCUGAAGAAAUUGUGGUUCUGGGUCAGUAGGGGAGUAUUACAAGAUACAGAUAAUAAUUAGUUGAUAAUACACUGUACAGUAAAUUAGUCACCCUAAAGAGUUUCUUAGGCCGACAUUUUGCGGGUUAGCCUUAGGUCAGAGCAAAUUGGACAAUUAGGACUUACUCUGAGGUAGGGCUUAUACUACAGUGGUGGCUUUAAAAUCUCUUUCUAGUGGCCACUUCACUUUAUCAACUCAGUUGAUAAAACCUACAUUGUAAUUAUCUAGUAAUAAGUCCCACUUCAGAAACUUACUUAUCUGGGAGGCACUACAUCAAUCCUAGUGUUAACCUGAAUUCCUACAAACAUCUUUUUCUUUCUUGUGAUUUCCCAUUCUUCCGUCAUGCUAAAGUGAUUUGAUAAAACAAUCUUUCAUAACAGGCUUUUUGAGGUGCAGGAACUUGUUGAGAAAUGGCUGCUUGGAUUGCCUGGCCUGUUAGUGCAAUUGAAGGAUACCACCCCUGGCCUGAUAGAACUUGUUUUAAGAGUCAUGAAAAAGGCAGUUGUGCAAGGUGUCCUACAAUCAGAUGACAAAGUCUUGUCUCAGCUGGCUAUGUUCUUCUGUAAGUGUUCAGACAGCACACAAUUUUAUCUCUGAUUUUGCUAUGUGAUCAUGCAGUGAGUAUACUCUUAAGAACAACCAUUUUCUUUAUUCUCGUCACCCUAAUGUGUGAUUCUGGGGUGGCAUUCUAAGGAGAAAUUAGUUGCUCAUCACUCUUGGCAGUUGAAUGGUCAACCCUUUAACUCUCAUAAGUGACCGAGACAGAAUUUCUCCUUGCAAUUUCCACACAAUAUCAUGCAGACUACUGAUGAGAAUAAAGAAUAAUAUCAAUUCAGGGAUUAUUAGUUGAUCCAAUACCAAAUUCUCCAAGUUAACAUCAUGAGAAUUGUAUAGCAGACAGUAAGGAGAAUUACUAAUGAGAUCUUAAGAGUGAAAGGGUUAAGGAUCCCCUUUAACACCCUAAGAAUGCCAUGAAACUGAUACAGAUAGUUUUACCUUUUAACUUACAUUUAUUUUUUCAUUAGCCAAGGACAAAGGUUCAUUUUCAAAACUGAGAGGAGGGAUUCAACGCUUGGCAGUGGAGCUAUUGUUUCACCUCCCAUCGCUGGAUGAUCAGUUGUUGGCAAACAUUGUAUCAUGUUGUCAUGGAGAACAAGUUGAUGUGGCAGUAAUUCAAUACCUUCUCCAAGUCUUGCUUUACAGGUUUGUAAACAUGGGACAAAAUUUCUUUGACUUCUGAGGAAAUAACUUAUAGCAUUUUAUUUAGACAGCAGUGUUCUCAAUGGAGCAUAAUCAAGAGGCAUGGCCUUCAACUCAGUCCUGUAGAUCUGGAGUCUGUUUUGUUCACCAUCAGUUCACUGCAUUUUCCACACUUGUAGAUGUAACUGUCAUGCAAUUUAGUUUAUAUAUCUGAUCAGUCUAUACAGAUCACAUUUGUGUAUAUAUUUACAGGUCUCCAAGUUAUGAAGGUGUUGUGUCUCACCCUGCUGCAUUCACCUUUGAAGCAUACUUGAGUGCCCUUCUUGGUAUAGCAAUAGGUAUGUAGUAAUUUGGAUUGAUUCAGAUUCCCUGGACUACAAAACCUGUUUUGAUAACUCUGCUCCCCUCCCUCCCUCCCUUCUACCCUUCAAUUAGCAACCUGGUCCAAUAACUAUAAUUUAUUAUACUGAUAUGCCUUAUUCAGCAUACAUGUAGCAUUACCUAGAGGCAGGUGGGGGGAGGGGCAUUUCAAGAGAUUCUGAUGUCAAGAGUGUUCUACAGCUUGAAGAUCAACUUCAUCUCAAUAUGUGUUGUCCAUAACUGUAGACUGGUUGUGAUCUUGCGUAUAAAGAACAACCUGUUGUUGUUUUCUCUGCAGGAUAUUCCAAAUACCAACUCAGUGAUUACCAAGAUGUGAAUAACCAGGCUGAAACUUGUGAGGUCACUGAUUUCAUGUGAGGAGAAUUUGGGCUCUCAGAGCAAUUUCCAACUGAGUGUCAAAAAUAAUCUAUGAUUACAUUGGUUUUGCUCUUCUUUGCUCCUUGAUUGGCCAGAAAACUCACACCACUCUCCCACACUUUUGGUUGACUUUAUGCAAGUUCUCAUUGGCUCCUACAGGAAAUUUCCCUUCUCCUGAUUGGCUGCAAUGCUUACUUUGGUAUUGGUUUUACAAUAUUCAAUCCAACAGCACUCUAUCAGUUAACAAACCCAAUCUGAGUAUUUAUCAUUUUACACAUACCAGCCAUUUAGAGAGAUUCUUUUUUGUUCUGUAGAGGCUGCCCUUUUUCUAUUUUACAUGAAAACAAAGGACAGGAGGUUGAUGAAGCUAACUUGUGGCAGAGCCAACAAAGGAAGUUGCAGGUAAAUUGUAAUGAUCAGCUUGUACAGUACCUGCCAGUUUUAUUUAAGCUAGUACCCUUUGACUCCUGACACUGACCAACAUCUAAUUUCUCCUCACAAUAUCACCCCAGAGUGAAACACUCAAAUCACGAGAAUAAGGGAAAUGAUCACCAACUAAAGAGGUCUUGAUUGUUUUAAAACAAACUCUCCUUGUCAGUACCUAAGGAAGUGUAUAGAGAACAGUAUUGAGAAUAUGCAUACUGAUGCUAGGGCGUAAAGAGUAAUGGUGAUUUAUCUUUUGUUCUUUGAAUUCUUAGGCAGUUUUCCAGUGUUUCAAACACUGUCCAUUCAGCACUUUGCUACGGCUCGUGAGCCAAAAAUUGGAACAGCUUCUGGUAUGAUUCCAUGUUUUCUCUUGAUUAAUAAAGUCGUACCAUGUUUUAAAGAAGAUCUCGUCCAGAAAACGUAGUAAAGCUUACUACAUAGGAUGUUUUUUUUUUUUUUAAGAUUAUUACAUUUUAUUAGAUUUGUUAUUGUUUCAAUUUAAUGGUUUACUCAUUCAUCUUCAGCUUGAUUACAAAGUUCUCCCCUUGAGUGCUGUACACGGUAUUUUGUGCGUAAUGAGAUGGUAUGUGUUUCAACCCGAACAAAUUUUAUAUUGAUGUGUUAUUUGUUAAGGAAACUUUCGUUUACAAUUACUAUAACGUACAUCAUACAUAAUAACAUUUAGAGAUUGCCGCACUAGACCGAAGCUAUUCUCCUUGACAGUAAGCACAUACACGAGAGUAAUUUUUCUCUUCUGGAAUUGAUGUCUGGGAAAGAAGUCUUACAAUGCACUCUUUAUUUCCAAAGAUCUAGCCUCAGAAAAAAAUGUCUCUUUUGUGUUUUCCAGACGCGUGGCAAGAAAACCCCAAAAUGACGCCUAGACCUAAAGCAAGCGCAAGGCGAAGGUCGUGUCACUUGCCAGAGCAGGAUUGCGCGCUCAUCUCCUCCCAUCCUUAGCCCUCUUCCCCACUCAUACCCACUCCGUCCUUUUUGUCUCCGUUUUCCUCUUCGCCCCUACCCUCGACCAAAGAUCCUUUUCACAGGGAAAAGAUCCCAUUAAAAGUUCUCGUUUCUAUUGGAUGUGAUACGGAUUCGUUUUUCUUUCUAAUUACCAAUGCUUUAAAUUCAUCUUAUUUCUAGUGUGAUGCAAUUAGCUUCAGACACCAGCUCUGCAGACGGAAAUUGCCCUUUUCCAACCUUUUUGUUGCUAUCUCUGACACAUUUGACGCUGGUUUGUUUGAAGCACUGCACGAGGAGAUCUUUUUCAUGCAGUGAGCAGAAACCAAGGAGCGAGGAUUUGUUUGUCGAAGUUGUGGAGUUGUUAUGUGCAGUGCCGCAAAUGAUCCUGGAGAUAUUGUCGCAUCUGGUGGCAGUCCUUUCAGGUACGAAACUAUCAGAGUUUGGGACCAGGCCCUCGUUAUUAGCACCGCUGGACGCGCGUUUCUCCGCCCGCGGGAGAAGAAAACGAGUAGGGAAGAGAUUUGCCGGGGGUCUGGCACUAAUAAUUAUCGGUGCCAAACCGCCUCCAGACCUCUCGCCGGCUCACGUUGACUGCAGUGAAGAGGCGCUCGAGUGUGCUAUGGAGCGUUAAGCAGAUGAGCCUGGAAACGAGUAACAAAAGCGUGAGACCUUUAGAACAGGGAGACUAGUAUCUUUAUCCCAGGCUCUGCUCCUCGUUUUCUCUUCACCUCCUUUAUUUUCAUCAAGCGCUCAAAAAUACCAUCAGGUACGCAGGCUAGAAACUGGCAUACCUUUACAAUUAACAAAUGAAUUUCUACGGGCGUGGUCUUGAGUUUAAAACACAGUGAUACACCCUUUGUCACCCUUUAUUUUGUAACCGUAGAGAGAGGGCGUGCUUUUCGUCUACCAGAAUAUUUAUAGGCCUUUAAUUGGUGAAAUUUUUAGGUUUUACAUCAGAUGAUUCAGAGUGUGUAAUGGAGACCUGCGCUGUUAUACUCACCAAGCUGUUCAGCUGUAAAGUGCGAAAGAUUCUUCUUCAGUCACCUGACCGUGUACAUCUUUUGGUUCAGCGUGUCUUGGUAUGUCAUUGGUGGAAAUCUUUUAUAGCUUAAUUUAAAGACGCAGUGAAACGAACGAAACUGAGGACUAAGUCGAGAGGACCUUACUCUCCUCAGUCCCCUCUCCUUUCCUUGUUUAGAAAGAUACAAAAUUUACUGAAAAUGAGCUGAAGAGAAACUGGGCAGCGUACGGAGAGAAGAUUUAAAUCGAUUUUCCAUCACCUACUUGAAAACUUCGAGGGAAUCGGAACAUCGUCCCGAGUGUUUGGUUAAUUUUUCCUAUGAUAUAAAUCAGUGAUUCUCACAGAACUCUAUUUUUGCCUUUACAGAACAGAGACAAUUCAAGUACUCUCCGCAAACAGUGUUUUGCAGAUCUACAAUAUCAGUAUUCCUUAUUCAAAGCAGAAGCUGGCCAAACCAACGCUCUAUCGACCUGCACGGAUAUGUGAUAACAAACUACAAUAACAGUAUUUACAUUCUAUUUAUGUUGGAUUGACAGAGCAAUUUUCAAUUGACAUUCGCCUCUAAUCCGGAGUCAUAUUGGUUUUGGUAUGCUGCGCAUGCGUCCCCCCAACUAAUCAGCUGCAUAAAUAGAUCGAAUCGGACACACGCGUUUUCCCGCACCUAGGGCAAUUUUAUCGUUUUUACUUUGGAGUUUCAUUGGCUCCGUGUGGUAUUCUUCUUCAUUCUGAUUGGCUGUUGUAAUAUUACGUUGGUUUUGGUUUUUCGGCACUAGUCGGAAUGCUUUCUUAUCGGUGAUGUUGGACUGGUUUUCUUCACAUGUGGCACAGCAGAUCAAAGAGGUCGCUUAUCCAGUAUCUGUAGUUUGUUGUUGAUGAACCCUGGGACAAUCCUGGGACAAAGAAAAAUGUUCCUUAGUUAGAAGAUUCCCUUGAACAAAGGACACCGAUUAGAAAAGGUUACACAGAGGAGCCUUCACUCGAGGGACUCUUCGGGCCAAAGAAAGUGUGCCCUAACAGAGGAACCCCCUUCAUAAUAGGGAACACAUAGACAGGUUAAAUUAGCAUUUUUUAUCCUAGAAUUGAGGUGUCCGCUUGUGUUUAGGUUCUCAGAAGAGAGAACUCAUUGUAUUGGGUUGUUCGAAACAAGUUGUCCAUAGUUUGUCGAAUGUGAUACCUCAAUUUUCACGGCGUUCUUUGAGAUGGGAAAAAUCUUAUCCAAGAGAAGUAGCUUAUCGUUAGUUAUUAUGCGUGCAGGUGUAUUAAAAACGCGCUACGUUUCAAUAUAAGCUAGUAAGGUGUCAAAUAGUUUUGUACGGAAGAACAAACGACGAAUGGUGUAUUAUAAAGAAACAGUUGAUUGACUUGGAUGAUUGAACACCUAAGUUUGUGAGUAAAACAAAUUAUCCUGCUCGAAAGGAGUCUGUUUUGAGUUCGAUGUCCGCGCGAACUUGAUCAAUGAAAUAUUUUGACUAAACAAUGCAAGCAGGUGUCUUUGCUAGAUUAUGUAGAAUGAGAUAUCUGAGGAGACCUAGUUAAAAUAUAUUAAAUUGUCGUUUUUUUUGAAAAAAUUCUUAGCCGUC
Pocillopora meandrina is the source of this 8205-nucleotide messenger RNA. The record is from the annotation of a GenBank genome assembly. NCBI's taxonomy places the organism in Eukaryota, Metazoa, Cnidaria, Anthozoa, Scleractinia, Pocilloporidae.